AUGGACUGCACUUCACCGUCGAUGCUUAUCGGCGCUAACUGGCCCAAGGAGAUUUUAGUUAAUUCGUUUUCACUUGAUGACAAUUCAAUCUCACAACGUGACUUUAGCCACUUGGAUCAUCGUAAUGGCACGCGUAAUGUUUACAAGUUUGGUGGCACAUCCGUAGGGAGUCCUGCACGACUUUGUGGUCUUGUACGCAUCGUUCGCGAAGAGCGACAGCGAGUUCUGGCAAUUGUCGUGUCAGCAAUGGGCUGCACAACUGAUUAUCUGUUGGAGGCUGUGGCAUUUGCAGCCAAGGGUGACGCUGAUAGCGCAUUGAAAGUCGUGGACAAGAUACAGACGUUGACAAUCACGAAUGCGCAUGAUACGCAAAAGCAGCUCGAGGUAGAAAAUAUUGUGGACUUAAGUGAGGUAAUCCUCAGCCACUUUAAGUCUUUACGCGAGCUGUUAUUCGGUAUCUCUUUGCUUCAAGAGCAGACAGUAGCAGCGACUGAUACGGUAUUAUCGUUUGGUGAACGGAUCAGUGCCACAAUUGUCGCUAAAUUGUUGACUCAAGCUGGUGUUGAAGCCUUUUUUCUAGAUGCUCGAGAUUGGUUGACUACAGAUGACACACAUGGCUGUGCUAAGGUUUGUUUUGACGAGUCAAAAGAGAAGUUAUUAGCGCUCAAGAUGCAGUGGAAGUCUGGAACGUUGCCAAUCAUUACCGGAUUUAUUGGUACCACUCGUACUGGACGCACGACAACGUUAGGACGCAAUGGAUCUGACUACACUGCCACCUUAGUUGGCUCAAUUUUACGCGCUGACUACGUGCUUAUCAAUACAGACAUUUCGGGUGUGAUGACAGCAGAUCCUCAGAUUGUGGACCGAGCUACGGCACUCUCUCAUUUGAACCACCACGAAGCUUUAGAGCUCGCUGUGUACGGAACACGCAUGUUUCAUCCACGUACCAUGGUGCCGCUUAUAAAAAGCGACGUCACCAUGUUGAUUCGCAAUACGAUGGACCCGAACGGCCAUGGUACGUAUAUCAGUGGUAUUGGCCGCUCUGGCAUCCGCGAAACGUGCACUACGUCGUUGGAAAAUCUGGCAAUCAUUGAAGCUAGGACACGCAUCCUGCAGGAUGGAAGUAAUAUUCUUCACCAGGAAAAUAUUGGUGCUCGCAUCACGAAAGUUCUUGAAAAGCUUAAAGUUCCUGUGUGGCUUUCUAUUCGUGGCGCGCAUGGACAAGCAAUAAGUGUUGUAGUACCGUUAGGUGCUGAGAAAUUGGCUUGUACUGCCAUUACUGCCGAAUUAAAGACUGAGAUUGAGUCGCACGAAGUUGAUGCACUGAAUUCUGAGUCGCCUAUGACGAUGCUCUCUGUCGUGGCUGAAGACUUGUCCAAGAUUCCGUACAAUCAAACCAAGUUCUUUGGAGCUCUCGCAGAUGCUGGUAUUGAGGUGUUAGCCGUAGGGCAGGGCACAAGCUCACGUUCGCUCAGCUGUGUGAUUCGUGGUACCGAUACAAAAUUGGCAGUACGUCGUGUGCAUGACGCUUUUAAUGUCGACUUUCUUGUUACCAACAUCGUAUUGCUGGGCUACAAUCACAUCGCAUUGGGCGUUGUCCAGCAAUUACAGAAACAACAAGAACUAUACCGCUAUCAGCACAAGGCUCGCAUCAAUAUCGUUGGCUUUAGCUCAAACUGCACCAGUUUCAUGUACAAUCCUAAAGGCUUUACUUUCCGAGAGGUUUUAAUGCAUCUGGCAAAUUGCAAUAGUACAAAAAGCAUCGUGUCUACCAGUGCAACAAGUCCAUACGCUGCCGCUCCGUCGCUGAUGCAGCUGGACGAGUUGCAGGACUUGGCUAUUCCUAUCUUACUUGAUUGUUCUGGACAAGGCAAUACACAAGAUCUGUAUUCAGCUUGCAUUGAGCGCGGUAUCCACGUUGUUGCUUCCAAUGCACGCUCAGUCUGUCGUCUGCCUCGUACCUCAUCUCGAGAAAGUCUGGCUACUUCACGCACCAAGACUGGUCGUACAUUCUUCAUGUACACGUCAACAAUCGGCGCUAGUCUUCCUGUGAUUGACACACUAGGCAACAUUUUGCGUACUGGGGAUCGAAUUCUCAAUAUUGAGACAUCAUUGAGCGGCUCUAUGAACUUUGUCACCAAUGAGGUGAUGCAAGGCAGAAAACUUUCCGAAGCUGUAGGUCAAGUACUUCGAAAGGGAUACUGCGAGCGUGACCCUCGUGAGGAUUUCACAGGGACAGAUAUGGCUGCCAAAGUUGUUGUCGUGGCACGCGCGCUUGGAGUGCACAUUGACCCGAGUAAUGUUCAUCUUAAGCCUUUGAUUCCCCAAAGUGUGCUUGAAACCAUCUCCUGGUCUGAAGAUAUCGAAGUCGACGAUGUUGUUACCAAACUUAAAGCUUAUGACAGCAUUUUCCACGAAAAAUACUACAUUCCGGCUGCAGCAGAGAAUAAGCGUCUUCGCUACGUUGCAUCGAUCAAUUUGUCGAAAUUUCCAUCGAUAGAAGCCAAAGUGCAGCCUUUACUCGUGAGUGAAGACCAUCCCGCUUUCAGCACAAAAGAUAAUGAAAUCGCAUUUGGUGUCUCAUCACUGCAGUAUUCUACCCCUUUGGUUCUCAAAGGAACUGGCACCGGUGCCACAGCUAGUGCUACCGGUGUCCUUCGUGAUGUCCUCACGAUCCUGAAUUCGCUCAACGGCAAAAACCUUUAUGCUCAAUAA
Molecule: messenger RNA, 2715 nt
Organism: Plasmopara halstedii
Lineage: Eukaryota; Oomycota; Peronosporomycetes; Peronosporales; Peronosporaceae
Product: aspartate kinase
Exons: 1
Coding region: 1-2715 (904 amino acids)
Biological process (GO): aspartate family amino acid biosynthetic process
Molecular function (GO): homoserine dehydrogenase activity; aspartate kinase activity
Source: RefSeq, a predicted model, not a curated record